UCUUUACUCUUUACGCCAAUAUGCAAAAGUGAGAGUAGGAUAGUAAACAAAACACAAGUGAAAUGUGAAUAAACUUUAUUUAGAAUUCCAAUAAAUUGCUAACAUCAACAUAAAUCCAAUUAACAAAAUAAUUAUUACAAAGAAGCAGUUUCACAUUUGCUAUACAGACACUCUUCAGCCAUGGAUCCAACUAUUUCGGUUUCGAAAGGCUGCUUCGUCUUUAAGAAUGGAGCUACUCGUGCGGAUAAAACUAAAAAGUCAACAAAGCGUAAAAAAGCCAGUGCAAAUAAUACCAGCAUAUUGGGCAAAGAAAUUACCGAUCAACCUUUUUAUGCAGUCUAUGCCGAAACUUGGAGUAAGAUACAAAGGCACAUAGAAACUUUGCAAAAAGAGAGUAGUGCCAAGACGUUACAGGAUUUGGUAGAUUAUGUAGUAAAACAAAGUAAAUUCGAGGAAAGUUAUUUGGGCUUGGAUGAAAUAGUGCCAGCUGCCGCCCUAUUGACUGGCAUUAAUCAGCCAGACCAUUUGGAGCAGUUCGAUAACUUGAGUCAACGAAUCAGUGAGCGAAUUUCAGCCAGUAUAUGUGUGCUACAAUCUCGUGAUUGUUCCUCAUUGAAGGCUGCCGUUGAGACUUUGGUUUACAAUUUUAUUGAAUCUCCUCAAGAGGAUGAUGAAGAUCGUGAUAAUAAGCGUUUGCGCAAGUCCCACUGCACCAUGAAACAGUUGAAAAGUUGGUAUCGCAACAAUUGGCCUAUGCUGAGGCGAAAUAAGGUCUCAAAGAAAGAUCAAAAUGAAGAGGAUUCUUCAUCGGAGUCUGAGGAAAGUCAAAGCACUGUGUCGUCAACAGCAAAUGGCGGUGAUGAAUCUCGACACAUGCUUAUAGUUAUAUUACCCGAUUUUGAAUGUUUCAAUUCGGCAAUACUACAAGAUCUAAUACUUAUUCUAAGCUCCAAUUGUACAGAUCUUCCUUUCGUGUUAAUUUUGGGUAUAGCCACUUCUAUAGCAUCGGUGCAUAAUGCUCUGCCAUAUCAUGUUACAUCGAAAAUAAAACUAAAAGUAUUUCAAACUCAGUCGGCCCCCGUAGGCCUUAAUGAGAUUCUUGAGAAAGUUAUAUUGUCCCCAAGAUAUGCCUUCCAUCUUUCUGGAAAGGCUUUUAAAUUUCUUACACAUAUCUUUUUGUAUUACGACUUUUCCAUAAAUGGAUUCAUACAAGGCUUCAAGUAUUGUUUCAUGGAGCAUUUCUUUCAAGGUAAUGCUUACUCGCUUUGCUGCAACUAUUCCUCAUCGUUAACCAAAAUAAAAGCCAUGACCCAUGAGGAUAUGGAAGUUAUACGCAAACAAUUAUCCUUCCGUCCCUAUGUGGAGGGUAUAAACGAUUGCAAACGCAUUAUUGCAAUAUUGACUGAUGAUAAUUACCUAAAAAAGAAGCUGCCAAGCCUAUUGCGUGAUUGUCAUGUCUACUUUAUGACAUUGCGUAUAUUUUUGGAAUUUCUUACUGUUUUAGUGGAGGAUUUGCCUAAAUGUCCUUUGGGUAAAUUUCGCAGGGAAUUAUAUGCCACUUGUAUGGCAAAAGAUAUCUGUUCUCUGCCAGAGUUUAGAGAAUGUUGGAAAGUUUUGGCAUUUAUGUCCAAAAAUGAGUUUGUGGCAAAAAUAUCCAGAGCUAUUAAGGCUACACAAGAAUUCUGUAAUCAAGAAGUUAAGGCAGAACUGGAGCUAGCAGAAGAUUGUGAGCAAAUUGUAAUGGAAAAAUUGCAUCAAGUCAAAGAAUUAUUAACGAAUGUUGUGAUGGCCGGUACCGAGUCCAUAAAGACUAAAGAUCAAGCUAAAGCCAGCUCCCCGGAUGAACUAAAACAAUUGUCUUCGAGGCAGGAUUUGAAAGAUAAACUUAUGCAAAUGUCCAAACAACAAAAACCAGUAUCAGAUUUUUCCAAAUCUGUGCACGAAACACUGGACUAUAUUGAAAAACAUAUUGUGGCAAUGCAUUUGGGUCCCUUGCAAAAGGCUCCAGCUUUGCAUGAAUUAUUUGUAUUUUCUGAUAUAUCAACGGUAAGGCGCAAUAUUAUAGGUGCUCCACGAGCUGCUUUACACAUGGCCCUCAAUAAUCCUCAUUUUUAUCUACAAUGUAAAUGUUGUCCUCUACGAGAACAUUCACAAUUACUGGCUACUUUACCAGAUAUCUCAGUAAUGUAUAAAUUACAUUUGGAAUGUGGUCGUAUGAUUAAUCUUUAUGAUUGGUUGCAAGCUUUUCGAUCGGUUGUAGACUUUACCGAAGAUGAUCAGGAACAAAUUGAUCCACAGAUACAAGCUCGUUUUACCCGUGCUGUUGCAGAAUUGCAAUUCCUGGGAUAUAUAAAAAUGUCUAAGCGAAAAACUGAUCAUGCCACUCGUUUAACCUGGUAGAGGGCAAGAAGAAAUUUUUUUGGAACAAAUUUUUUUGAUCUGUUUUAUAUAAAUUGUUUUUAUUUAUCAAUACGAAUUGAUUUUGAAUAAAAAAUAUUUAUGAUAAAAAAUAG
Molecule: messenger RNA, 2513 nt
Organism: Stomoxys calcitrans (stable fly)
Lineage: Eukaryota; Metazoa; Arthropoda; Insecta; Diptera; Muscidae
Gene: Orc3
Product: origin recognition complex subunit 3
Exons: 5
Coding region: 181-2400 (739 amino acids)
Biological process (GO): DNA replication initiation; DNA replication
Cellular component (GO): nuclear origin of replication recognition complex; nuclear pre-replicative complex; DNA replication preinitiation complex
Molecular function (GO): DNA replication origin binding
Source: RefSeq, a predicted model, not a curated record